GAUUCCAGGUUCUGCACCUCUCUCGAUCCCGUGUGGGUCUCUAACGUUUGAGGGCCUCCGGGACGCAGCACAGGCUGUUCCAGGUUCUGUGGAGUCAAUCCCGUGUAGGCCUCCGACGUUUGCGGGGCUCCGGACUCAACAAACACGGUACCAAUUGGUUGAUGUUGACGCUGAUUCUUGUUGGCACCCAGUUUCCCCUCUCCCCAUGGCUGUGUAGCUUCAUUUAUCAUUCACAACCCGUAAUAACCUCUGCCCAUUGCUGUAACUCGGCAACCCCACCACCAGGCAGGCCCGCACCAACCUUAUCCCUAUCACUGCCAUCUCAUCCAUCCUUGCUUGAUCCGCCCAUGGUUUCUCCGCUGGCUGUUUAUGCUCCAUGACCGUCAUGCACCCAUUGAUUGUGCGUUCGUCUUUUGCAUUUUUCCCAAUACCUUUCCACCAACCUGGCUGUCCGCUUAUUAUGGACCAGCACAUUAGUACUGUUACCCACCAUUUUCAAACCCGUCACCCUGCAGAGAAUCGUGAUGGCGCGCCGUUGCCUUCCUCGGUCCAGCGCCAUGGCAAAUGCUCCACCUGUCACCAGCUCCGAACUACUGCCCCCCUUGGAAUCUGUGGACGAUUCGUGGUGGCAUUCAUCUGAACUUAGCCGACUUCCUGUUCCUAUGCUGCCGCAAUCCCCCCUUGCUGGGUGGCCAUUGGUUAUUACCCUUGCAAAUGUUCCUAUUUAUCCGAACCUAGUACACCAUGCGGUGCAGGUCCCAGCUAACUCUGCCCCCUCAAAUUAUACGGCUUAUGUCCUCGUCGACCUGGAGCCUUUGCCCCAUGAUGCAGAAUGAUGUACUGUUGUCUCCAUUUGUGGCUAAUAAAAUCACAUGCUGUCCUCUCUUCCCUUCCUCACGUUGAUGCACAAGAACAGAACGUUGGACAAAGUUAACAAAACAUCAACGCAUAGACGCUUGGAUCGCGCGUGGUCGCAACACCUUCCACCCUUACUGUGCACCAUAUGAAUCCUUGAGGCACCUGUUGCGACACCAAUCUGCCCGCUGUCCACACGCCGUACGUCUCACCCAACCCCCUGGCAGAAUGAGUCAUAAGUGCGAUAAUUGCGGCCUCACGGGCUUCGAGUCGAGGACGGCGGUGCUGGGCCACAUGCGCGGGACGAGAUGCAAAGGCAACUCCAGCUGCGGCAACAAGUACCACCCUCCAUGGAGCAAAGCGAAGGCAGCCCGAAGACGCACUUGAAGCCGAGCCAACCUGCGCUGUUGGAGAAGCCAUGUCGUUAUCUUCAGAACCAUCCGAGCUUCCACCAUCAAGCGAGGAAGAACCGGCACGCUCAGCCAACAUCCCCGCUUCUCCUAGCGAGAGUGAAUCAAGUGCAGGUCUCUCGAGCGAGAACAGAAGCAUGCCGUGUGAUGACGAUGCAGCAUCUACAGGUGGAAAUGACAAUGGGGAGAGCGAGGAAAGGGGUUCAUCCGAAGAGGCCAUACCGACGUUCGACCUACGUGAUGCACUUGCUCAUUGGCUGCUGGCAAACAGGGUAUCACACCACCAGACGGACACACUCCUCUGCGCGCUUAACCACAAGGAUGCCAUCAUGGAAGAUAUUGCGGAUUGGAAGUCAUGGCGUGAUGUGUUGAAGCAUGCGGAUUCAAGAGCGCCGGAUGCACACAGGAAAUGGGAGAGGCAGUUGAUUAGGGCGGACAACAAGGCGUGGUUGGAAUAUUGGCGCUGUGAUGGCCUAAUCGCACUACAGGAUCUGUUGGCGCACCCCGAGCUUGCGAAAAAGAUGGUCAUGGAUGCUGCCCCCCAGCAGGACGAGGAUGGAAAUAGAGUAUACACUACUCC
Closterium sp. NIES-67 is the source of this 1845-nucleotide messenger RNA. The record is from the annotation of a GenBank genome assembly. Lineage: Eukaryota; Viridiplantae; Streptophyta; Zygnematophyceae; Desmidiales; Closteriaceae.